AUGAUUGGGGAAGACCCGAAGACGAUUACAAUGGAGGAGAUGGAGAAGAAGGAUUAUUGGUUAUUGAAGAGGGAGAGGAAGCACGGGUAUACUCCACCCCGCGUCCCGGUCGCCAAUCUUGAGUUGGUGAAAGAGAAGGACGCGGUUGUGGCUCGCGAGACCUCCUGCGCACUGAGUGGAAGCACGACCUGGGACGAGGAUCCUCAGAAUGAAUCCGACGAUGACAAGGCUGAGGAUGACCUGCCUAUGUUUUUCCAUCUGAAGACGAGGCACAAAAUCAAAACCCCAUACCUGCCGACUUCGAAUGGACCCGUCUGGCCUAUCGCACCCUGGCACCGUUACGAUUUAUCGAAGGCCUUCGAGCGGUGUGAGAAGUCGAGCCUGCACAUGAAUUGA
Schizophyllum commune H4-8 is the source of this 396-nucleotide messenger RNA. RefSeq lists its product as uncharacterized. Lineage: Eukaryota; Fungi; Basidiomycota; Agaricomycetes; Agaricales; Schizophyllaceae. The coding region runs from base 1 to 396 and encodes 131 amino acids. The record is from RefSeq and is a predicted model, not a curated record. The transcript has 4 exons.